AUGCCCACAAAGGAAGCUGUAGAAGCUACCCCUGGAACUCCUCUCACAAAAGAAGAAGCGAUUAAAUUACAAGCCCAAGGCCAACUUCCAAAAGAUUUCAAUCCUGAGACGCAGACUGCGAGUGUGCAUAAAAUAAAAAGCGGUGACCAAGAAAUCAUGGUGAUAAUGGUCGAUGCGCCACCGUGUGGAUGCGUUCGUCUGCCGACUGGAAAGAAAAAGCGAUGUAGUAAACACAAAGAGGAGCGUAGAGCACGAAUGAGGAUGAAGAAGGCGAAGAAGACGAAGAAGAAGGCGGUGAUGGACGAUGAUAAAAAGAUGGUGAAGGACGACGACAGUGACAGGAAGAAGGUCGUCGAACUUCGACAUGCUGGCGAUUCUGUGAGUGAUGAUGACAAGCCGGUCGACGGCGCUCUCACCCCUGACAAGAUCUGCGCAUUAGGUCCUGUCGGUGUAGCUGUGUUGGUGGAGGUGAAAGCUGAGGGAUCCGACCUCGGCCCGAGAGCCCACAUCGACAAACCGAUGAGAGGAAUUCUGGUAAAAGGACCUCAUGACACUCCACAAUUUGUCCCGGAAGAAAAGACUCCUAAAGAUGCAAAUGGUCAACCAAAGUAUCAAAAUUACACAAAAGGACAGCUCUGCAAAGGUGCUCAUGGUGAAGCCAUUUUCUAUGCUGAUGAUGAGUGCCAGCCUGACGAUCGGGGUUAUCCGAAGAACGUAGAGGUAAAAGGAGUAGACAAAGGUCUCCAAAACAAGAUUGGAGAGACGGUCUGCUCACCAUGCGAGGUCGACGUGAACGAAAGAGGAAUGCCGGUGCUCAAGCAAAUCACCAAUGAAAACAAUGCUCCUAAAGAAAAGAAUGCGACUGUGGGUAUACUGACGAAGAACAAUGAAGGAAUCGUCGUAUUCACUCAAACCGGAGGGCAAGAGAUCGGCGCUAAAGAAGGUGGGGCGAACAUUCCCACAACUCCUAACGAUAAUGUGGCACCAAAUGAUGUGAUAGGAAAAGUGGUCUCCAAUAAGGAAGGUACUCACCAUGUAAUACCAGCAAACCAAGCAGUGAAGCAGGAUGAGAAAGUCAUUGGUAUGGUGCUCCAGGGCAACUACAGUGAGCCCGUCUUCGUCAAGGAUCCGAAAGCAACUGGAGGCACUGCUGCCACGGGAGCAGUGAACAAUGCUGAGGCGGCCAACAAGACGCAUGGCCAACAAAUUGCAAACGCCAACAUUCUAGUUCAGAGCAAGUUGCAGAAUAAAACUCCGGAAGAAGUGAAAAAAGAGCAAGCAUUAAGCACUUCUGCUGAACCCAGUUCGUCUAGGCCUGCCGCACCCAUUCCUGGCAAGAGUGCCCAAACUGAAGGAGGUGUGGUUUCAUCCGUAGCCCACGGCGGCGGAAAAGGAACCACCAGCUUCUAUGUAGGACCAGGGGCAUAUGCGUCGACUCAAGGCGGAGGAGCUCAGGCCCAAGGCGGAGGAGCGCAGGCUCAAGCUAGACCGAAGGGUCAACAGCCUCUAGCUGCAUUUAAGCUAGACGCAGGCGGUGGAGUCCAGAGUGUAUUUAUUACGGACCGCUACCUUGGCGGAUACGGUGGCGGUGGCCAAAAAAGCACGUACGGUGGUGGCGGCGCUGGAGGAGGCCAAAGCAUGCACGGUGGUGGUGGCGGUGGCGGAGGCCAAAGCAUGCACGGUGGUGGCGGCGCUGGCGGAGGCCAAAGCAUGCACGGUGGUGGCGGCGCUGGCGGAGGCCAAAGCAUGCACGGUGGUGAUGGCGGUGGCGGAGGCCAAAAAAGCACGUACGUUGGUGGCGGCGCUGGCGGAGGCCAAAGCAUGCACGGUGGUGGUGGCGGUGGCGGAGUCCAAAAAAGCACGUACGUUGGUGGCGGCGCUGGCGGAGGCCAAAGCAUGCACGCUGGUGGUGGUGGUGGUGCCAGUAGUGGAGGCGGUGCCAGCGGUGGUGCUUUCAGCGGCGGUGUCCAAAGCGUCUACGCUCGAGGUGGCGGUGGCGCAAGACCAUCAGGAUCAAGUGCGGAGACUAUUUUAAAGAAACAAGCUCCACCUGCGGCUUUCACUAACACACAUAGCGUGUACUUGUGA
Molecule: messenger RNA, 2088 nt
Organism: Angiostrongylus costaricensis
Lineage: Eukaryota; Metazoa; Nematoda; Chromadorea; Rhabditida; Metastrongylidae
Source: the annotation of a GenBank genome assembly